AUGAACAUAAGCCCUCCACCCCAGCAACCAUUUCAACAACCGCUGGCCCAGCCGCAACCGCAGAUGCAGGGGAUGCCUGUCCAGGCGACAUCCAUGCAGGCGACGGCGAUGCAGGCGACGGCGAUGCAGGCGACGUCGAUGCAGGCGACGGCAAUGCAGGCGACGGCAAUGCAGGCGAUGCCAAUGCAAGCGACGCCGAUGCAGGCGACGCAAAUGCCCUCUCAAGUGCCAAGCCAAGCUCCCAUGCAAGUGGAGUCGGGCGCGUGCGGGCCGUUCACGGUGGCGCAGUGGCAGGAGCUGGAGCAGCAGGCGCUCAUCUUCAAGUACCUCGUCGCGGGAGCCCCUGUUCCGCUGGAGCUCGUUUCGCGCGUGCGCCUGUCCAUGCCGCCGCUGCCGUUCGGGCUUCAGACGUUUCAUCCCAUGGGAGGCUUCAUGCCGUCGUUCUGGGGGCCGUCGAUGCAAGUGGAUCCGGAGCCAUUCAGGUGCCGCCGCACAGAUGGCAAGAAAUGGCGGUGCGCCCGCGAGGUGGUGGCGGAGCAGAAGUACUGCGAGCGCCACCUGCACCGUGGGCGCAACCGAGCGCGCAAGCUCAACGACAAGGCCACGCCCGGAACCUCCCUCGUGGCAGACGACGGGGAGACCACCCCCACAGCCACCACCGCCACCACCACCACUGCGACCACGGGCACUGGUGCCGCGGAUGGCUGUCUCACGAGCGACGGAGUGAGGGCCAUGGAGUCUGUGGAGGAUGGGCGGGGCGCCAGCACGGGUGUGAUGGAUGCCAGUGCAGGGGGAGGGGGGGUGGGGGCUAGUGGCGGGGCUGGCGGGGUUGCAGACAGGACAGGCAGUCCGUCGAGUGGUGAUAGCGGGGGUGACGCUCUGUCUGCGGAGUGUGCUGGAGAAGGGGAGAACGGCGCGUGUGGAAGGGCUGAGGGAGGGAGAGUGGAGGGGGGUGGUGGUGCGGAGAAGAGUGGGUUGGCGGGCGAGGAGAAUGGAAGGAGGGAGGGUGAGCCGUGUCAGGGGGUGGUGGCGGCACCAGCCUCUGCUGCUGGUGCGGCGUCUGAGCCUGCAGGUGCCGUCGGUGUGCCUGCAGCUGUGGUGUGUGUGUCCACCACAGAUGUGAUUUCCCCGGUGCCUUUACCCACAGGAGUGGUGUCUGUGGUGUCUGCACCCACUGGGGCAGCGGCAGGCGGGCACCCUCCUCCUCUUGCUCUCCCGCCCCCCGCGCAUGCUGUGGAGGGCCGCGCUCAGCAGGUGCCACAGCAGCAGCACCAGCAGCAGCAGCAAAGGCUGCCUGCUGGUUCCCCUCUGGCUGGGUCCCUGCCUGGAGUCGUUUCCGCGGUACAGCCAAGCCCGAAAUUUACCCAAUCUGGAAGUUCCACGCAACCCAACACACUCGCUUCUCCGCCUGCUGUCGGCCCUGCUGUUGUUGCUACUGUUGCUGGUGCAUCGCCAAAGCAGCAGGAAAUGGGGAGCACGCAGGGAUCCACCAAGACUAGUGGUGCUGCUGCUACCCUCAUGAAAGGGGACAAGCCAAUUGGUGCUGCUCCCAUGGAUGUAGAUGCGCAGAGGCAAGGGAACCAGGUUGUUGCCAGUGGAGUUGUUGUACCACAGGCGAGAUCCAAUGUGGGUGCAGGAAAGGAGGUGCAAGGGCCAACGAGUGUCAGUGGGGCCUGCAACGAGGAGGUUGUUAUUGUUGAUGGGAAGGACGCCUGCCGGUUGGUGCCUGGGGAAGGAGCGAAGAUGGGUCAACUCGCUCAAAUGCGGUCCCGAGCAUCGCCAAAUUGUGUGUUACCAUCUCCAUUCCAUGGUUCGGAUGGUGGCAGUGGCGCACAGAGCCCAGUGGACAUCUCUCCACUUGGGCCUGGAUCGCGUGUAUCGGAGGAUCUAGACCAGGAGUACCCCGUGAGGAAGGACGUUGACGUCACUCAAGCCAGCAAGUUCCGUCCACGGGUGAAGAAGCGGCUGUCAGCGGAGCGAUGGGAGGCGUGUCAAGACGAGUUCGGCCGGGUGUGGGCCAUUGAUGCUGCGCUCAAGCACAUACAGCGAGGGGGCGUGGAACCGAGCAUUCGGGGCGAGGUGUGGCCGUUCCUCCUGGGGCUCUACUCGCCCAACAGUACCCACGAGGAGCGGGACGCCAUGCGAGAAGCACGGCGUGAUUUCUAUGCGAGGUUGAAGCAGGAGUGCAACGAGGUGGAUCCGGUGGUGGGCAGUGGCGUGGUGGUGGACUUCCCUCGCGUGCUUGAGGACGGCUCCGACGUCCCCCUCCCCUCCUACUACAGCGGGCCCCACAUCGAAUGCCCCUCCUCCUCCACUCCCCCCCGCCCUGCUGCUAGUGGUGGUCUAGAGGUGAAUGGAGGAGGAGAAGGAGGAGCGGCAGGGCGGGGCGGUGGAGAGGGGCAGAGUGCGGUGCUGACGGAGCGGGAGAGGCUGGUGGGGCGGGUGGGGGAGGAGCGGGUGCGCAAGUGGCGCCUGGGGCUGCACCAAAUAGGCGUGGACGUGCAGAGGGCGGAUCGCACGCUCGUGUUCUACGAGGAGGAGGGCAACCGGUCACGCCUCAUGGAGGUUCUAGCUGUGUACUCGUGGUUCGACCCUGAUGUGGGGUACUGUCAAGGCAUGAGCGACCUCAUGUCGCCCUUCAUUGUCAUCUUCCCCAACAACGCCGAUGCCUUCUGGUGCUUCGAGCGCCUCCUGCGCCCCAUUAGGAGUGACUUCAUGGGAACAUCAGCCAGCAUAGGCGUGCAGAAGGAGAUUGACAACCUCAAGAACAUCACCCGCGUUCUCGACCCCGAGCUGUUCGCCCAUCUAGCCAGCAUAGGCGUGCAGAAGGAGAUUGACAACCUCAAGAACAUCACCCGCGUUCUCGAUCCCGAGCUCUUCACCCUUCUAGCCCGGAUGGCUGGUGCUGCGGCUGCAGUGGCGCGGGUUGUUGGGAGAGAGGAGGAGGGGCAGCAUGGGGGGAGAGGCAGACCAGGCACACGCUCCACUGCAGCUGCCUGGGCGAGUGUGGAAGCAGCAGUCACCUCAGGCGCCCUCACCGACACCAAAAGAAACUCCUCCUCUUCCAACCCUUCCUCCUCCGCUGCCCCCGCCACUGCCGCUGCCGGUGGCGGCAGUGCUGCUAAUUCCCGAGCCACCACCCCCUCACUCCCCGCUCACCGCCUCCCCUCCCGAAAGCACCACAGCGAGCGCAAAAUCCCUGCCGCCGCCACCACCAACCCCACCACAAGCAACAACACUCACAGCCAUGCCAUAGAGGCCCGCUCCCGCAGCUGGGCGGGAGUUGGGCCGUACAGGAAAGACGUGAUUCGUUACGUGACCCUAGAUGCCUCUGCGGGUAAGCUAGCUGCUAGCAAGAGCGCUAAGUACCUCUCCUCGCGGCGCUCUGCUGUGGCGCUCUGGCACAAGGCACAGAAGCUCGCAGGGCCCUCGGCGGGGGUGGCGGUGCCGUACGUGCGGAGGGAGGAGCAGGAGCGCAUGACGACCUUCUGUGUGCUGGCCAUUGUGCUUAAACUGAGGGACGAGUUUAUUGAUGACGCUACUGGCCUUGAUGAUGUGGUGGAUAGCUUCAAUGCAGCAGCAGGGUCGUGGGAUGUGAAGAAACUGUGUAAACGAGCAGUGGACCUCCACCGGCAGUACCUUGUUCUGAAACUGGCCGCGCAUGAGCUAGGCCGGACCCUCUGA
This is a messenger RNA of Closterium sp. Yama58-4, 3684 nucleotides long. NCBI's taxonomy places the organism in Eukaryota, Viridiplantae, Streptophyta, Zygnematophyceae, Desmidiales, Closteriaceae. The record is from the annotation of a GenBank genome assembly.